Messenger RNA from Epinephelus fuscoguttatus (brown-marbled grouper), 5310 nucleotides. RefSeq lists its product as uncharacterized. The transcript has 10 exons. The record is from RefSeq and is a predicted model, not a curated record. Gene Ontology annotation, cellular component: centriole. Lineage: Eukaryota; Metazoa; Chordata; Actinopteri; Perciformes; Serranidae. The coding region runs from base 367 to 3999 and encodes 1210 amino acids. Gene Ontology annotation, biological process: regulation of cytokinesis; centrosome duplication; centriole replication.
GUGUGUCGCUCCGGGAGGAGGCGGGUAAAAAUGUAAACACAGACAGAUCCUAAUGGAGUUUUAUUUUGUUUGGCAGCCUUCUAAAUUUUGUUUUGUCGCUGUUUUAUCGGAGGUAACACCGCAGAGCUGCUCUACGCUUGCGUCUCUUAACUGUUAUGUUUUCAAAUGACUCUAGGUUUAGAUAUUACUCCGCCGGCAGUUUGCUAUUAAAUGCUAACAAGCUAGCCUGUUAGCUAGCUAGCUUGGGUUACAGCUCAGCCUAACGUUACCAAAACCAAUAUAUUAAUGUAUGUAUACUAAUGUAUUAGCGUCAGUAAGUACUGAAACUAUCAGACGUUACUACCUACCGUAUCCUGAUGCAACUCGAUGGAGGACUACAACAAGUUUGUGCAGCAUCGUCUCUCCUGUCUGAGGACAAGUGAGGAGAAACACAACAAACCUCCACCUGCAUCCUCUCUCAUCCGCUUCUAUGGACAGCCCAUUCUUCCUCCUCUGCUCUCAGCAGAGCAGAGAGAGGAGAUGCAGCGAUAUAGAGAUGCAGCGCAGGAAGCUGCUGUCCGCACAAAGUUGAAGGAUGAUUCAAGAAUGGCCUAUGUGCAAACUAUCCUACAGAGUGUUCAGCUGAGGAAGACGCCAACAUUGGAGGAGUUGCUUCAAGAAUCGGAGAUUAACAUAAAGUCUUCAUAUUCCCAUAACAGCAGCAGUGGACCAGUGUUGCAAAGCAAUUUUUUCACGGAAACAAAGGAUAGUCUUUUGCUGUCACCACCACCUGAAAGGAGCAAAAGGGAUAGUGUUUCUUUUCCUCCGUUGACAUCAACUACAUGUAGUGCCUUUUUUGCCUCUGGUGCAACGCCUCAGCAAAGUUUCCAGCACAAAUGCCUUAUCGAACAACAUUACAGCCAACAGGAAUCACAGCCACGUUCCUUUAACGGUGCAAGCCACCAGUCAGUAUCUUCAAGUUACGUGACGUAUGAGAUUGUUGAAAACACCACGAGUGUCUCUGGAAGGACUGAUGCAGAGAGAGAGACCCAUAACUUUGGCUCCACAGAGGAAGCUGAUAAUAUGGGUGGCUUUUUCCUUCACAACACCUCAAACACAAUCGCCAAGAUGCCAGAUAUUAUUAAUCACCCUCCCAUAGAUGGAGAGGAAUUGGAAAGGAGUGGAGUGGAAUCAUCUUUUUGUAAUGAUUUUAUAGCAAAAGACAUUUGUUGCAUUUCGCAACAGGAGGAUUCAGUCAUAUUUGAGCAUUUAGAGAAAUCUGAAAGCAGUCAUCUAGACAGCACAGAGGGUGGAGACAACCUUCCCUUUACCACAGUACUUGACCUUGUUGAAGAGCACAGUUUGGACAGAAUUGGGGGCCCCGUCUCUUCAUCAGAAAACAGUGGCAUUUCAGACAGUCCAGAGUUAGCGCAGACAUUAAGCACUCAUCACAGUCCAGCUACAGAGCUGCACGUUCAGCACGACCCCACAGAAUCAGAAUCAGAACCAGGGGACAACCAUGAAGAAGCAAAGCCAUCUGAGGAGCCCUAUCGUAUGAGCCUUCAGGCCUUGCUUAAGAAAUCUCAGGAGUAUCGGCGGCGCCAGCGGAUGAUUAGGAACCAAGCCAAAACCCCUAAAAUCCAAGAGAGAGCAAGGGCAGAGGAACAGAGCCUCUCUGAUAAAGAGAAUGAUGAGUUCCCUCACAAGGGGACGGUAACCUCAGAGGGGAAGAAAACUAAAGAGAGGAGAGGCACCUUUAUCCCGUCUCUGGAAACGUCACCAAAGAAAGCCUGGGAAAAUGAGAGGAUGAUUGAGAGUGAAUUUUUUGUGGAAAAGACUAACUCUGAAUCUGAAAGCACACAUUUUAUAGGAGAUGGAAAUACUAAGGAAAUUACUUCUGUUGGGGAGGAAACAACCUUCAAAAAUCUAAACAUAUCACAAGAGGUCUUCCCAGAGCCUAUAAAUAUCAGUGCCGUGCCCCAGCAGCAGCCCACAUCGACAGAGACCUCACCUAGUCAGGAAGCCUUUUACCUGACCACCUGUCCCGCAGAUUUUUAUAACAGAGUGGGGAAAUAUAACACUAUCCCUGCACCUAAUUUUUGCAACAGUCCUGUGCGCUGCAAAAGCAAAGGCAGUAUCCAAGGAGCUCUCGAUGGGGCUGAGACCUCAAAGAGGAAACUUUUAGUUGAAACCAGUUUGAUGGAAGACCACAAGGUUGAAGAAUUACAAAACAGUCCCACAGCAGUUCCUUCCAUUGUGCAUCUCACGGUUGGAGGUGAUGUAACAAGCUUUUCAGCCAAGAGUUCACAGCACAUUGAUCAGCUCGAGUCCAACCUGAGUAGUCUGAAAAUGCUGAUCUCAGAUCUGGAGUCCACACUAACAGAAAACUUGAAGAAUCACAGCCAAACUGAGAGCAACAUUCAAAGUGAGCUCAGUUUUAAAGGCAUCAAGCACUCUCGCCAAAGUGAUAGCGACUAUUGGAAGGACAAACCGAGGGAUGAUGAUGAUAGCAAUGAUGCAGAGCAAGACCAAAGGUACGGAGAGUGGCCAAGAAGACAAUCAGACAAUUUGACGAACAUGCUUGAAGACACAGGACCUGAGCCCAGCACCAGUGACAUGGAUGAUGUUCCUCUUAAAGUGCAGGUAAAAGAAACUGAGGCAGUAAAUGUAAGUGAGCUCAGGCUAGUUAAAACCUUAGCUACAGAGAGAACAAAGAAAAGAGGAACAUGUAAAGAAGGACUUACAAAGAGUUAUGGACAACAUGGCGGCUAUAGAAAGCCCACAGCUAAAUCUCACCUCUCUGUAACACAGCGCCUGCGAAUCCCCGACAUAUUCAGAAAUGUUCCACCUUCAACCACAGCUUCAUGUAACACCUCAGUGCUUGCGGAUACCAGUAACCUUCCAGUGGAAGCUAAGAAUGACACAGAAGGUCACAACUCUACCCAGUCGCCAUCUCUCAACCAGUCGUAUGAUGUGGAUUCACCGUCUGGCCUGUGGUUCCUUGAAGGGUCGGAGUCAGACACAAGCUCAAAGGGUCAUCUUGUUGGAGAGAAACAUCUGACCCCAGAGAGUGGGGGUGAAGAUCAGGGCGAGGUAUCCAAGGUCAAACGGAGGCUGCUUAUGCAUGUGACAGAGGAAACACAGGAAAGGAGUGCAGAUGCCAGCAGAGGAGCAGGCUCUGUGGUCAGACCCAACUCAAGCACUCCUAGAGCUGCGGUGCAUUGGUGUGAAAGCCGCAGCAGUGAAAAAGACAAGCAGGAACAACUAAAACAGGCCCACGCUGCUCAGAUCAGAGCCCUGCAAGACGAGCACAAGAGACAGCAGGAAGAACUACUGCAGGCAUUGGCAGUGCGUUACCGUCUCCUCCAGAGCGUGUCCUUCCCUUGCUCCAUGUCAAGCUCACAUCACGGGGACACGUUGACCUUUUCUACUCUUGCACAGCCCUCCAGUCCACUCUCAGAGCGCUACCGCCCCCUGCUGUUGGCAGCCACGAAAGGCUUUCUAGCUCGCAGGCUGCUGAAGACGGAGAGAGUGGCGCAGCUGGUGCGCACCGUCAGGGACACACAUCAGUUCCUGCAGGCCCUCCAGCAGCAGAGCCCCGGCAGAGGCGAGCUCUGUAGCAGGCAGGACCUUUUAUUGCAGGAGAGAGUCGCUCUGCAGCUGCGCGCCGCACGUUACGAGAUCCACGACAUAUUCUUCAGCCUGUCAGCCGGAGAGAGGAUGCAGCUGAUCAGCUGGGACAGAGAGCUGGUCAGGGAGCGAGAGCUCAGACGACAGAGUGGAGACACAGGGCAUCCCAAAAGAAAGAGCUCUCUGUCAACUGCAACACAGAAAUCACUGGAGAGGAAGAGAGGCAUGAUGAUCCAGAAAAAGGCAGCAGAGAGGCACAAGGGAGCCGUGAUGAGGACUGGACACAAUACGGGAUUCUCUGCCGAGCAGCCGCUGGAAACCAAACGAGGACAGUUCAGAGCAAAUCCUCAGAGGGUCCCCAAGAGCACUUACUCCUCCAGACCCCGAUGACACUCUCCUAAUUGGCCCCAGUGAGGUCUCCUAAUAUGGCCUCUAGCGAUCACAUAAAUAUUGUAUAACUAAUCAUUUGAGAGUUUCCAAAUCCAAAUUUGACACGAAGCGAUGCCUGUUGCUGACGAAUAUAUUAUUGAAUUUCAUAUCUCGUGUGCUGUGCGAUUUUUAUUUUUUUUUUUAACACCCUACGACCAGGGUAUAAUAUAGUGAUGACAGUUCCACUCUUCCACCACAGAGUAGUUUGACAUUGAGUGGAUUCUCAGGUGGGGAUGAAACAUGACUGCAGCUGCUUUGUCAGUAAUAGGAAUUCUUUUCCAGGUCUGCUUCCAGUCUUUUUCACUAUUGUCAGUGUACUGAUGCACGAGUGGGACAAAUGUUGAGUUAGCAAAAAAAAACACUUUGCUCUGUGCACUGUGCCUGAAAGAUGCUGAGUUUAUGACUCUCAGCAGACAUUAUGACAUGUCGUAGCAGGAAAAGUACACGUGUAACGAACAACACUAAUGACAGCUCCAUUAAAUUUAGAUAUUCCAGUAAGUGGUUCUCAACCCAGGUCAUAAGGGGAUUAGUAGAGGAAAAAAUAAAUAUAGUAAAUGCGACACAAAUAGACUUUCUGGUGAAAUGUUGGAUCAUUUUAACCCCUGCUAAAAAGUAUUCAAAUAAAUCAAGGAGGAAGAGUUACUCUUUGGCAGACCGUUUAUAACUUGUAAGACAUGCAACCUGUAACCAGGCGUUACAAAUGGACAUUGCUUUGUUUUAAGGGGUGACAUGUUACAAAGAAAGCAUGUACUAAGCUGUGCUCAUAAGCCAGCAUGCACAAUAUCAGAUCCAAACACCUAACUGGAAUACAGCCAUAGUCAUACUGCUAUAUGUCAAAAUGUCUCCUGGCAAAAAGGGUCUGUUAACCAGGUAAUUAGUCCAGCUGUUUUGCGUGUCAGUGUUUUUCCAGCUGUCCAACGUUAAAUCUCUGCUUUUUAGGCUGGACUUCUGAAGUAUUUCCUUCAAAUGUAUGUGCCUAGUUCAUUGCAACCAUAAACACAUUAUCCUCAGAUGUAUUAGCACAUAUUGAGAUCUGCUAGUAUAAUAUUUGCUGGUAUAUUUUUUUAGGACAGUGUGUUUGCUUCUAUAGAAAUGUUAAUAUCCAGCUCCAGAUCUGUGUGUUAUUGCUAAUACUUGAAUGAUGUUACUCCUAAGUGUUGCCUUAAAUAUCUUUCCUAGUGUAUUGGGAUCACGUGUCAGCCAAAACGCUUGUAAACCUUUGGAUUUUUGUAUUCUUGGGAACUUUGGACCUGUUUUAUAUGUUAUUUAUUU